AAACGUGGUGGUGGAGAGAAUAGGAAUUUCUCCUCCUCUUGUUUUUCUUUCUUAUUGCUGCUACCGCUUUAUUUCGUUGUCUCCUUCUCUCAACAAACAAACAAACCCCUUUGCACCUUUCUUCUGAUUCUCCUUCUCCUCUGAAACUCUCUCACCUUGCGUUUUUACGAUCCUCACUCAAACGUCGCCGUUUCCUCUCCGAUUCCUAAAUUCUUCUUUAUAAAUUCCAUACUCUCACCUUCAUUUCCAUACUUCUGUCAGAAUCUUCUUCACGAUCAUACACUUUCUUCGUCUUUUCUUUUCGGUUUCUUGGUGCUGUUGGUGUAUUGUACAUCAUUAUUUCUACUUGUUCUGAUGGUGUUAUAGGUCCAUUUCAAUCUUGGAUUAACGGGGAGACUAUAGAACUGACGAGUGACAACUUUGGCAUGUCCAAUAUACUCAGGACAUAUGAGCAUUAUAUGCCGCAAUUAUGGAGUGUUGUAAGCCGACUUCAUAUAGGAAGAAGGUAGUGAAUUAUUUGCAGAUCUGAGUCAGUUACGGUGUCUAUUUUGACACAGAGAUUCCAAGUGACAGUAAUGGGGCAUAGGCAUGUAUAUAACACAUCUCCAUUGUUUGAGGGUGAGCCUGAUCAGAACUGGAAUCAUAUGCACAUUGAUCAACACUAUGUGCACCUUGGUAGAACUAGCACUUCAGAGAAUGGUUCUUUUAUUUAUCCUGCGGACAAUAUGUCUAUAGAUAACACUUCUUUCCCCUCUCAUUGGAACUCUUCCACAAGGUCAAAUGGAUAUGCAUCCUCAGGUCACAACAUUGAUGUACCUCCUCAUCAGCCAGAUGCAUCAGGCACUUCUAAUAAUGAUCAUUUUGUGCAUUCGUCUAAUGCUGGAGCAUUCUUUACAGUGUCAGAUAAUCACGUACACCAACCUUCUUCUUCCAAUUAUGACAGACAUACAUUUAAUGUUGAUAGUAGUUUUGUUGAUCUUACAAUGGGAAGUGGACAAGGGCCUCACAAGCGUAAGAGCCCUGGAAUUUCUCCAGUCUACGAGAGAGGCAGUACAAGUAGAUACUUCAAUGCUGGAAGUUCAACUGAUCUUCCUAUAUCUUCGGAAUUAUGGCAGGAUAAGCCAAAUAUUGAUUCUCAAUAUAUGCACUGGGAUCAUUUUACUAUGACACCCACAUUCAGAGGUACUGGCCUUUCAAUAAAGGGUGAGGGUUCUUUGCGGAAUGUGAGGAGCCGCUCUACACUUGAUUUGGACUCCAACCCAUCAAGGACCCAUUUAUCCACUAAUCAUUCUCACACUUCCUACCCUACUCUCCCACCAGUAGACCAUUCUAGUUUGGUGGAUGUUUCUGGUCAGACUUCUACAUUGACAAGGGAUUGGAGCCAAAUGAACAUAUCUCCAGCAAAUGGAAGGGUUUUAUUACCAGAUACAAGUGCUUUUGGUCUUGAGACAAGUCAUUUCCUUGUUGGAAGUGGGGCUACUGUUGGCAAUGCUUCUGUGGAUGUUGGGUGCUUCCAUCAUGGUACAAGCAGAAAUCCUGCUCCUACUCAAAGUUUUCAAAAUAAUCAAACUCAGAAUGCUAGGGGAAUUCAAAGCAACUAUUCUCAGAGAUCCACUCCAACUUUUGGGGCUUCUUCAAGCUUGCGCAUGGGACAUUUGACAUCUUUGGAUGAAGGAUUGCCUAUGAUAGCUGAAAGUUACUCUUCUAGACAUCCAAGGCCAUUGAGCACCCUUGGCUGGCGGAAUGGUGAUAGAAAUGGGAGGUCAAGAAUUUCAAGUCAAAGAUAUCGCACAUUGACUGAGGAGAGUGGUCUUGCCGAACGAUUUGCCUCUGAGGGUUUCUUGGUUAUUGAGCGUGCAUCGGUGUAUGAUUCCAGGAAUAUGCUUGAUCAGCACCGAGAAAUGAGAAUGGACAUAGAUAACAUGACUUAUGAGGACCUACUUGCACUAGGUGAAAGGAUUGGCAAUGUGAACACAGGACUCUCUGAGGACAUGUUUUCCAAAUGUUUGACGGAAACAAUAUAUUGUUCAUCUGAGCAAAGUCAAGAUGAAGGAAACUGCGUGAUAUGUCUGGAAGAGUACAAGAACUUGGACGAUGUUGGAACACUUAAAACUUGUGGACAUGACUACCAUGUGAGCUGCAUUAAAAAGUGGUUAUCUGUGAAGAAAUUAUGCCCUAUCUGCAAAGCUUCUGCAUUGGCUGAGGAUACAAAGGAUAAAUAACUUGUAGUGUAGCAUAAUUAAUAUCAUUGUAUAUAUAUUUCGAGACAUCCUUUCAAAUGGAGGAAACAACCUUGCUUUCGAAAUGUUGUAAGAGGAAUGCUACUUUAUGUCAAUGGAUUUGAUUUAUUUUCGGCUUCGAUCUCAAUUACUCGAAGCCUUGAAA
This is a messenger RNA of Vigna umbellata (rice bean), 2385 nucleotides long. Lineage: Eukaryota; Viridiplantae; Streptophyta; Magnoliopsida; Fabales; Fabaceae. The record is from RefSeq and is a predicted model, not a curated record.